AUGGCCACUGAAACACAAACCCUCACGCAAUCGUGGUUUGACCGGGCUCGCUUUAUCCCGCCCGAUGCGAUCUUUGCUUUGACGGCUCAGUAUCUCGCAGAUACGUCUCCUUAUAAGGUCAAUCUAGGCCAAGGAACAUACCGAGACAAGAAUGGAAGUCCAUGGGUUCUUCCCUCGGUUAAUAAAAGCCGAGAGCUAUUAUCAUCGCAGGGGCUGGCCCACGAGUAUCUUCCAAUUGUCGGUCUGACAGAGUUUCGCAAAGAGGCUGCGAGACUGGCAUUGGGCGAUGAGCUGUUCGCAAAGAAACAGAAGCAACUCGCUACGUGCCAAAGUCUCUCCGGCACUGGAGCACUGCAUCUUGCUGGGCUAUUGCUACGAGCAUGCAAGACACCUUUGCCAAAGAUAUACGUCCCUGAGCCGACCUGGUCUAACCACCACCAGGUGUUCUCAUCACUUGGAUUCCAAUGCGAAAGUUUUAGAUACUACAGCCCCGAGACUAGAGACGUGGAUAUUGAUUCCUAUUAUGCGACAUUGAAAUCGGCUGAACCGAACUCUGUGGUUAUUAUUCAUGCGUGCGCUCAUAACCCGACCGGGUGUGACCCGAGCAAGGAGCAAUGGCGAGAGCUUGCGCGCCUAUUCAAAGAAAGACAGCUGUUCCCUCUGUUUGACGCUGCCUAUCUCGGCUUCAACUCGGGCAAUGUCGACAGCGAUGCUUUUGCCAUCCGAUGGUUCAUUGAGAAAACAGGAUUAGAAGCUGGAGUUUGUCUGUCCUUUGCGAAGAAUAUGGGUCUCUAUGGGGAGCGAGUUGGUUGUUUCUUGCUCGCGACAAAUACCGAGCAAGCGGCCGUGAACACUCAAUCAAUGCUCGAAAUGCUUCAGCGAUCCGAAGUUUCAAAUCCACCGGCUUAUGGCGCGAAGAUCGCGAACACCAUAUUAUCUAGUACUACCCUGCGGCAGGCUUGGUAUGACGAUCUGAUCACCAUGAGUGACCGCAUUCGAUCUAUGAGAAAGGCACUGUAUGAUAAGUUGGUGGCAACGGGCGCACCGGGGUCCUGGGAGCAUCUAAUUCGCCAAUCUGGGAUGUUUGGUUUCUUGGGACUGUCCCCCAGUGUCGUCCUUCGACUGCGCGAGCAAUAUCACAUCUAUAUGGCAGACAACUCUAGGAUCUCCAUUGCCGGUCUCAACGAUGGAAAUGUAGAUGAUUAUACAAGGAAAAUUGUCCUCGGUACAGAAACAGCCUUCCUCGAUGGCAGAGGGAACGAAGAGAGCAAAACAGGGAUUACCAACCGAGUGAUCGUCGCCGAAGCAGCACGGAAUGAGACGGAAGAGGGUCUCGAAGCUUCCAUUGCUGGAUUCCAGGACAACGGGCGUUCGCGGGAACUACUUGAUGCACUUACGAGGAUCGUGACAACAAAGGAGGACACGCGUCUGUAUUUGGCCAAAAUCGACAAUCGGAUAGCCGGCAACCACUGCUCUUGCGAUUAUGCAAACACCAACUGGGGCUCCACCUGGAAACCACUAUCACCAGAGUCGGAAGUGGGAGUGCGCGAAAUAUGGAACGGUCAGGCAUGCGGCUGGCGUACACGACGACAAUAA
Messenger RNA from Penicillium arizonense, 1596 nucleotides. RefSeq lists its product as uncharacterized. Gene Ontology annotation, molecular function: L-aspartate:2-oxoglutarate transaminase activity; pyridoxal phosphate binding. Gene Ontology annotation, biological process: L-aspartate biosynthetic process. NCBI's taxonomy places the organism in Eukaryota, Fungi, Ascomycota, Eurotiomycetes, Eurotiales, Aspergillaceae. Gene Ontology annotation, cellular component: cytosol. The coding region runs from base 1 to 1596 and encodes 531 amino acids. The record is from RefSeq and is a predicted model, not a curated record. The transcript has 7 exons.